UGUGCAAAGCUUGCACUCCAUCAGUUGCUCCUGCAGUGAAAUAAACUGCUUAUAAUGUGAAAUUUUCUGUCAUGGGAGGAAGAUGGCAGGGCCUGUAACUUUGGAUUGGACUUCGCAGAUCUUUAAUUUUACACAUUUUUGUAAAGGAAGUGUUAAGAUGGCAGAAUAACCAUGGGAGACUGGAAUUUCCUUGGAGGCAUUUUAGAGGAGGUCCACAUUCACUCCACUAUUAUUGGAAAGAUUUGGCUCACGAUCCUUUUCAUAUUUCGAAUGCUUGUCCUCGGGGUGGCAACUGAGGAUGUUUGGAAUGAUGAACAAUCAGAAUUUAUCUGCAAUACCGAGCAACCUGGUUGCAGAAACGUGUGCUAUGAUGAGGCCUUUCCCAUCUCUCUCAUAAGAUACUGGGUCUUGCAAGUUAUAUUUGUGUCUUCCCCUUCAUUGGUAUAUAUGGGUCAUGCCUUAUACAGACUAAGAGCCUUGGAAAAGGAGAGGCAGAAAAAGAAAGCUCAGGUAAGGGUAGAACUUGAAAGCACUGAAUUAGAAAUGACUGAAAAUCGGAAAAGGCUGGAGAGAGAACUCCGGCAGUUGGACCAAAGAAAGCUAAACAAAGCACCCCUGAGAGGCUCAUUGCUCUGCACUUACGUGGUACAUAUUUUCACAAGAUCCGCAGUAGAAGUCGGUUUUAUGAUUGGGCAGUAUCUUCUUUAUGGCUUCCAUCUAGAUCCCCUUUAUAAAUGUCAGAGAGAACCAUGUCCAAACACAGUUGACUGCUUUGUAUCUAGACCAACAGAAAAGACAGUGUUCAUAUUAUUCAUGCAAUCAAUAGCAACUGUAUCAUUGCUUUUAAAUAUUCUGGAAAUUAUCCACCUAGGAUUCCGGAAAAUUAAAAUGGGACUUUUUGGGCAGCAUAAAAACAAGGACGAUACUGACAAUUUCUAUGUAAACAAAUCUAAGAAGUACUCUGAGAUACCGCACUCCUCUUUGGGAAUAUCCACCACCCCUCAAAAAACUCUUCCUUCUGCACUUGCAAGUUAUACCUUUUUAAUGGAAAAGCAAACUGACACAGCUGUCCACCCGGUUCUGAAUUCUCCUCCCAUGUUUCAGUCUGGGCAAAAUAACUGCACAGAAAGCAGCAGCAAUUUCACCCGUGGCAACCAGGAAAAUAAAUCACCAAAGAAGAGGGCAGCUACAAAUGCUCUAGACGAUCAGACUCAAAAUAUUAGUGCAAAUAAUGAUGAAGGCUUGCUUGGCAAGCUUGGGACUGAAGUGCAUGAUGCUCAAAAAGAUGAAAAGAAAAACUGCUUCGUUGGUACUCAGAAUGCAGAUACAGCUUCGAGUAUUUGCCUGAGAACCUUGGCUGAAAUGCCAUCUCAUCCCCCAUUGCAACCUGAAACAACUUCUCCUAAUGCUGGUUUCAGAAGACAACACGGAAUCAGUUCAUCUUGGAACUGCUCAGCAAUAAUUGAGAGUGCAGGAGCUUCAACAAGUUCUCUUCCAGAGAACAGUGACAGAAGGCAAAGCAGUUUCAAUGCAAACAAAGCCCAACCUCCUUACAAUGCUGACAUCGACAAUUCCAGGCGCCCUGACUCUCCUGACUCUACAUGGGAGGUGAGCUCAGAAUCUAAACAAAGCAGAAAUGGUGAUAAUCCUAAACCUUCCUCUCUGUCCAGGCAACCGUCCCUGUCGAGCAGCGCCAGCAGCAGGCGCGUCCCCACCGACCUCCAGAUAUAGCCAGGCUGGCAGUGCUGGGGUCGUUGCUGAUCACUGGGACAUAACCAAGACCUUUGUGUAAGAGCAGCUGCUCAACGUUAACCAGCUGUUUUACACAGACAGAAAAGCUGUGUGGCCCUUUGGAUCUGAGCUGAGUAACUUUUAAACAGCCUCUUCCUCUGUAAUUAAAGGGUGGCUUGAGUGUCACUACCAACUAUAAAGUAAAACAUACAUUGUAUAGGUUACAUAAUAAGAAAAGUCUGGCAUAAAAUCACAACUGAUACUAUUCAAACUCAGUAAAAGUAGAAGACCAAAUUUACAGUCUAACAACUUAUUUUUAUGAAGGCCAGCAGAAGAAAUUUGGCUAAAGAUGGCACUGGUGCUCUCAGGAGAAAUUAAUUAUCAGUAAAUAUGUUUCUGUUUAAUCUCACUGAGAAGUCAAACAGGCAUUUGAGAGCUGCCUGAAAACAGAAUGUCAGAUGUAUUCCACUGUUUGAGCUGUGUUACAUACAAAAAGAACAAAACAUCUGAUACAUGGAUCACUAAUUAUUUGACUCUGUGGUGCACUUUUCAGUGUCUCACCCCAGAGUUCCACAGCAGAAAAAUCAAAGUUAAUCUCUUAUUGU
Apus apus (common swift) is the source of this 2336-nucleotide messenger RNA. RefSeq names its product gap junction protein alpha 9 (gene GJA9). Gene Ontology annotation, biological process: cell communication. The record is from RefSeq and is a predicted model, not a curated record. NCBI's taxonomy places the organism in Eukaryota, Metazoa, Chordata, Aves, Apodiformes, Apodidae. The coding region runs from base 172 to 1731 and encodes 519 amino acids. Gene Ontology annotation, cellular component: connexin complex. The transcript has 2 exons.